Molecule: messenger RNA, 2704 nt
Organism: Dryobates pubescens (Downy woodpecker)
Lineage: Eukaryota; Metazoa; Chordata; Aves; Piciformes; Picidae
Gene: HTR1D
Product: 5-hydroxytryptamine receptor 1D
Exons: 3
Coding region: 895-2031 (378 amino acids)
Biological process (GO): regulation of locomotion; vasoconstriction; regulation of behavior
Cellular component (GO): dendrite; plasma membrane
Molecular function (GO): neurotransmitter receptor activity; G protein-coupled serotonin receptor activity
Source: RefSeq, a predicted model, not a curated record
AGCCAUUUACCUCUGUUCAGGACUUUUUCUUGAGUAAAAGUGACUGAGAGCUGUUGGAAGAAACAGGACUACUAAUAAGCUUGUUCAGAUACAGAGGGAAUCACCACUCCACAGGUUGCUACAAUCAUUCACCACGUGCAUGACCAGGAACAUCUCAGUACUUGGAACAUCCUGCGAGCUCCAGCACCAACAAAUUGAAUGCUGGUACCCAACAGCUGACUUCCUCGUUUGAAGGCUGAAUGUUGAAAAGAAAAACUGAAUGGUCUGGAGGACUAAAUGAAAAAACACAGCUCUGCACUUCUCACAAAGUGGUCUUGAUUUACAGAUCUGGCAGAAAUUAUGUUUACAGAAGGAAUCCAGACAGUAUUGUUUUGUGUCUUGGGUACUCUACCAGUAAAGUGUCGGUUGUAAAUAUAAAGAAUGUGACAUCCAGCUAUUAGAGAGGACAGGAGAAUGCUCUUAAUGAUAGCUUAAUGGCAGAGGCAUCAAUUACAUGCCCAGAUGCUUGGUUUUCAGGCUCUCAUUCUUCAGCGUUGAUUUAUGCAGCUUUGCAGAGUAGUUCAGAGAGGAGCUGUGAAUAAAAGAUAAUAAAGAAUUAUUUUAGUAAUCCUCAAGAUGAACACCACCUAAAUUCCCCCUUACAGCAUCACUUGCACUGCCAUCCACCACAGUCAGGUCUGGAUGGUUAUGCUACCGUUUUGCUUUAAUCAUGUCUUUGAUGUGAGGGAAAAUCUGUCUCGGCAGUGCCUCAUCUGCUGAGUUAGCUGAAGUUUCCAACAAGUUCAUAUUUCUUCACUGCUGGACUCCAGUAUGAAAAGUUUCAUUUCAGCAAAGAAGUCAGCAUUGUCCCAGCAAGGUUACAGUGGAGAGUGAGAAGUGAAACCGGAGCAGAGGAUGACUCAGUACAACCAUUCAGCAGAGCUCUCUCUGCAGAGCUCAGCGAACAGGUCACUGAAUUUUACUGACCCCCCACUGGCUCUGGACGAUGGAGCGCUGCUAGGGACGAAGAUUUCGCUCUCAGUCCUUCUGUCCAUUAUAACUUUGGCAACCAUCCUUGCAAACGUUUUUGUGGUCAUUACAAUUUUUCUGACUAGAAAGCUCCACACGCCUGCAAAUUACCUCAUUGGCUCCUUGGCAGUGACUGAUCUCUUGGUGUCUGUCCUGGUGAUGCCCAUCAGCAUUGCUUACACGGUCACCCACACGUGGGCCUUCGGCCAAGUGCUGUGUGAUAUCUGGUUAUCAUCAGACAUCACGUGCUGCACAGCCUCCAUCCUGCACCUCUGUGUCAUUGCUCUGGACAGGUACUGGGCUAUCACGGACGCUCUGGAAUACGCCAAACGCCGGACCGCUGGCCGAGCCGCGCUCAUGAUUGCCGUGGUGUGGAUGAUCUCCAUCAGCAUUUCUGUGCCACCCUUCUUCUGGAGGCAAGUGAAAGCUCAUGAAGAAAUUGCAAAGUGUACUGUGAACACAGAGCAAAUUUCCUACACAAUUUAUUCCACCUGUGGAGCUUUCUACAUCCCAACCGUGCUCCUCCUGAUACUGUACGGCAGAAUUUAUGCAGCAGCUCGCUCCAGGAUUCUGAGGCCACCCUCAUUGUAUGGAAAACGUUUUACUACGGCACACCUCAUCACCGGCUCCGCUGGCUCUUCCCUCUGCUCCAUUAACGCCAGCCUUCACGAAGGGCAUUCCCACUCAGGUGGAUCCCCAGUAUUUAUCAACCAUGUUAAAAUAAAACUUGCAGAUAGUGUCCUGGAAAGGAAAAGAAUUUCUGCUGCAAGGGAGAGGAAAGCCACCAAAACUCUAGGCAUUAUCCUGGGAGCUUUCAUUUUCUGCUGGCUGCCCUUUUUUGUCAUGUCCCUAGUCCUACCAAUCUGCCAGGAUGCUUGUUGGUUUCAUCCCAUCCUACUGGACUUUUUUACAUGGUUAGGUUACUUAAACUCAUUGAUCAAUCCAGUCAUUUAUACAGCUUUCAAUGAAGAAUUUAAGCAGGCUUUCCAUAAACUAAUACAUCUCAAAAAGUGUUCAUCUUGAGCCUUUCCUGGUGUGUUACUGCCCCUUCUGCAGCCUUGCAGCCUACCUGGAAACCUGUGCUUUUAUUCCCAAGGUAUGGAGCAGUAACUGGCAUCCCUGCUGCUACCCUGUGCUGUGCAUGGAGCGGGGAACUUACUGCCAGUUUGGUACUCUCUGACUGGAAUUCUAGAUCCCAUAACUGAACCUGUCUGUGGUCUCUGCAGUGAUCAUUUGUGUGUGUGAGAUCAACACAUGAAUUAAGCUCUCUAACAAGGGAAGGGAUGUGAACCCGGGAGCUGAGUUUGUAUGAGGUGGUGCAGAUUACUCAAUCCUGACAUAGCUUUGUAAGCUGACAGCAUGAAGGUGUGUGCCUGUUUGCAGGGGGCCAGCAUCUCUGCUGUAUGUUCUUAACCAUUUCUGUAGGCUGGGAGAGUUUCUGGAGAACAAGAUCUGAUGUCCACAUUUGCUAUGGCAUGUAUCUUAUCCUUUGGAAGUUGAUAAAACCUGGGACUUUCUCAGACGUGGUGUAACACAGCUGACAGAAGGCACAGCAUGCAUGGAAGGUCUGUGGAUAUUUUACAAACACUGCACUUGAAGCCAUGCUUUUGGUGAACUGUAGAAAGAAGAGAAUUUGAAACCAUAUUUUACACAUUUCAUCCUGAAUAGCCGGUGCAGAAACACUACAAAAUAAAUA